Molecule: messenger RNA, 639 nt
Organism: Iphiclides podalirius (scarce swallowtail)
Lineage: Eukaryota; Metazoa; Arthropoda; Insecta; Lepidoptera; Papilionidae
Source: the annotation of a GenBank genome assembly
AUGAUUGCUCUUUCAGUCUGCGAGAGAAUCGUGAUCGGCAGCAAGGUUUUCAUAAUGGCGAACGACUACACGUACAAUCGGCAACGCAAGUCGGGCCACGGCUGGUCUUGGUACUGCUCUAUGUACCACCGUGGGUGCAAGGCCACGAUCACCACAACCCACGAUCUGAUACUCACGGAGCAAAAGGGGACCCACUGCCACGAGCCUCCGAUGCUGUACCGCGUUACGUUCGCCUACAACAAAAACGGGAAGCUGAUAGCGUUGUGCGGCGGCUACACCUUCUACUCGUGCAACAAUCACUGCAACGACAUACGGGGCUGCAUGUGGAGAUGUACGAAGGGGUAUCCCUGCAAGGCCCGCUUCAAAGCCUCGCCCUCGGGGCAGGUCGUGAGGGUGACGACGUUGGUGCAUUCUCAUGACCCACCCCUCGUUGAGAUUCAUGACGGUGUUUUGGUCAAAUUGAGAAGCUUCUACUGCGGUGUACGCGGGCACAAGACUAAUAUCUGGCGGUGCACCAGGUGGGGCCAGUGCAAGGCAAGAUUCAUCAUCACGAUGGGCGGUGUCUUCGUCUCGGCCCAGCUCAAUCACACCCAUGACCCGCCCACGUUUGUCAUCCACGAAGGCAUUUAUUACAAGAUU